Messenger RNA from Prorocentrum cordatum, 366 nucleotides. The record is from the annotation of a GenBank genome assembly. Lineage: Eukaryota; Dinophyceae; Prorocentrales; Prorocentraceae.
AUGGCAGCUCUUCUCUUCGUGGUUUCUGUAUUGGUUGUUUGUUCCCUUCUCUUGGCAGGGGGGCUUCAGCAGGCUGAAGCCGUAGUCAAAGCCGUCCACGAUCUGCAGCUCAAUCUUGAGUUGGGAGUUGAUGAGUUUCCAGACGGGCUCCUCAGGGCCGGUAGCAGGACGGCGCCGCGACGCGGGAAAAUUUGCGCCCAGCCUGCCCUGCUCUUCCUCGUCCCGGGCACGUUGAUCCCCACCUUCGCGAUCGCGCUCCAAGACGGGACGCUGAAGGAUCUUUGGGCGGCAUCGUACGGCCCGUCCGUGCCGACCGAGGGGUCCGAUCAGCCCGCCGACGCGGAGGCCGCGGACAAGAGGGACUGA